This is a messenger RNA of Chelmon rostratus (copperband butterflyfish), 2919 nucleotides long. Its product is annotated as protein phosphatase 1 regulatory subunit 29-like. The transcript has 4 exons. Bases 1 to 2919 code for a protein of 972 amino acids. Gene Ontology annotation, cellular component: plasma membrane. Lineage: Eukaryota; Metazoa; Chordata; Actinopteri; Chaetodontiformes; Chaetodontidae. Gene Ontology annotation, molecular function: protein binding. The record is from RefSeq and is a predicted model, not a curated record.
AUGGCCAGCAGACUCCGUUUGUCCUCCCUGUCUCCCUCCCUAUUUCUCACCCUCCUGCUCCCUGCACUGUUGCUCCUCCACCUGCCUGGCGUGGUGAAAGGGGACUGCUGGCUGAUAGAGGGGGAUAAAGGAUACGUUUGGCUGGCUAUCUGCAGUCAGAACCAGCCUCCAUACGAGACCAUCCCCCAGCACAUCAACAGCACGGUUCAUGACCUGAGGCUGAAUGAGAACAAACUUAAGGCUGUGCUCUUUACCUCCAUGUUCCGCUUCACAAACCUUACUGACCUCAAUCUUACCAAGAACGAGAUCAGCUACAUCGAGGACGGGGCCUUUGCUGGACAGGCCAACCUACAGGUUCUCCAGUUGGGCUACAACAAGCUGACCAACUUGACUGAGGGCAUGUUGAGAGGUCUGGGUCGAAUGCAGUGCCUCUUCUUGCAACACAACCUCAUUGAGGUCAUUGCCACCAAUGCCUUCUGGGAGUGCCCCAGCCUCAGCAGCCUGGACUUAUCUUCCAAUAAGUUGGCCCGUCUUGACCCAUCUACCUUCACUCUCCUCAGCAGGCUGAUGGUGUGUGAACUAGCAGGAAACCCGUUCCACUGUGGCUGUGAUCUCUACAGCUUUCUCACCUGGCUGGAGACCUUUAACAAUGUCACCCACACCUACGACCGUCUCCAGUGCGAAACCCCUCUUGAAAUGACUGGUUAUCCACUUCUGAGCCCAGUGCGUGGGCAUGGAAGAAAUGCCCUUUACACACUUUUGUCUAAGUGUCAUGAUGGUGUGAUAGCUCCAGGGAUGACCUCCCAGACGCCAGAUCAAGAUGGCUCAGGGAUGGGUUUGGACAACCCGGACCAAGGACUGUACCACCAGCCAACCAUAUCAUCCACUGCUGACCCCACCUAUAGCCAUCAGAUUUCUAUGAAGCUUCAAAGUAUCUCCCUUUACACCGCUUCUCUGACUGUGCAGAUCCCACGACCAUACAGUAAAAUGUACAUCCUCUCCAAGUACAACCACACGUUUGUUACAGACAUCAUGCCCCUUAAAAACAAGAAGGAGACAAUCAAUUUGGACAAGCUGAAACCACACACAAAUUACACCUUCUGUGUCGCCUCAGUAAGCAAAUCUCAGCGCUACAACCACACUUGUCUGUCCUUUACCACAAGAGCAAUGGGACCAGAGGAUCCACGGACCAAUCCGUCCACAACUACCCACUACAUCAUGACUAUUUUGGGAUGUCUGUUUGGCAUGGUCAUUGUGCUUGGAUUUGUCUAUUACUGUCUCAGACGGCGACGCAUCCAGGAAGAGAAGCAGAAAGCUAUAAGCGUGAAGAAAACUAUUUUGGAGAUGAGGUAUGGUCCAGAGGCGGCUGCAGCAGUGGCCAAUGACCCAGGGGCCAUGCAGCGUCUCCAGGAGCAGGCUCACCACCAGCACCACCAUUCGGGAGGCGCAGGAGGCAAACUUCCACCAUCCGCCUCCUCUAGCACGGGCAUGCUCCACGGCUCAGCAAACACUAGUUCUUCUCGCCUCUCCACCUUGCCGCAGGUGGAAAAAAUGGCCACUGCCUUCUCUGAGGCAAUGGGUGGCAAGGGCAACUACAUGGAUGUGAGGACGGCAGGAGUGGCAGUGGAAGGCAGGGAGGGAGGGGUGGCAGCUGGAGGAGCAGGGGUAGGAGGGGAGGUAGUUGUGGAUAUGCGAGGUGGGGCUGAGAAUGGGACAGAGGCUGGGGAGGAUUCGGAUGACGACGGCCGUGGCUCAGCAUCAGAGAUCUCCACCAUCGCCAAGGAGGUGGACAAGGUGAACCAGAUCAUCAACAACUGCAUUGAUGCCCUGAAACUGGAUGCUUCUGCUAAUGUUGUGACCACGGCUGACAAUGCUAACUCUGUGUCCUCCUCCCAGCCUCCAACUUGCAUCUCAUCCCUCCCCCGGAACCUCCUGCCCCUCUCUCCGGGCCACCCUGGAGAUCAGAUCAUGGCCUCCUCCCCAAAGGUGCAUCCAAAGUCUCACCCCCAGCCUCAUCCUCAGCCACAUCCUCAGCCACAUCCUCAGCCUCAUCCCCAGCUACAUCAGCAGCCUCAUCCACCUUCUAUGGCCCCAGUGCCCCUGGUCAUGCCUCUGUCUGAGCGACCGGGAAUCAGCGGUGGGGGCUUCCUCUCCCCUCCUUAUCGUGACCCACCCCCAGCCAAUGCAGUGCGGCCCCUUCAGAGGCAGUUGAGUGCUGACACUGCUGUGGUGAAGAACCGUUGUGGUGCCCCUGCUGUGGGAUCUGUCAAGAGCACCAGAGUGUUCAGUGUGGAUAUCCCUGAGCAGCGCAAUGAUCCGCCCAAGUACCCAACAGACAAAGGCAGCCCUGUGGGUUGUGGUGGAGGGAGUGGAAGUGGAGGAGGUGGAGGAGUCGGGGGCUGCAACGGGAAUGGGAUGGGAAGCAUAAAUGGUGGUGGGGUGAGCGUAAAUGGGGGUGGAAUGGGAUGUAAUAACGGGAGUGGAGGUGGGGUAGUGGGCCCUGGACAGCAGCAGCACCACUUGGAGGUUCAGCAAGACUACCACAGCUCCGAGCACCGCCACUCCUUUCCUGCACUCUACUAUGAGGGAGUCAACGACUCACCCUCACCUGCCCAAAAGGCCUCAUUCCUCAAGCCACUGGGCCGCACCAAGAGGGAUGCCACAGCCACCUAUUCCCAGCUCUCACCUUCUCGUCACCACAACUACAACUCUGGCUACUCCUCCAGUCCAGAGUAUUCAUCUGAGAGCACACUGCGGAUCUGGGAGCGAUUCCGGCCUUACAAGAAAAGCCCCAGAGAGGAAGCAUCCUAUAUAGCAGCAGGCCACGCCCUGCGUAAGAAGGUUCAGUUUGCCAAGGACGAGGACCUUCAUGAUAUUUUGGACUAUUGGAAGGGGGUUUCUGCCCAGCAGAAGCUGUGA